CAGCCCUUUCAUUACAGCUUUUUAUGAUAAUGAUAUUCUAAUGAACAGCUGUAUGCGCUAGUAGUACGAGCAUGCGCAGUGCGUGAAAAGAAUACGGCGAAGAUUCAAAGUUUUUGUUCAGUUUUUUUUGCAAUAACACUGAACAAGGAAAAGACUAUGUUUGGCUUUCACAAGUCAAAGAUCUACCGGAGUAACGACGGCUGUUGCAUCUGCAAGACCAAGUCCUCCAGUUCACGCUUCACAGACAGCAGUCGAUAUGAAGAGACGUUCAGGCUCUGUUUCGGGCUGUCAGAGGAUCGCGUUGGAGACAUUUGCAAUGCCUGUGUGUUACUGGUGAAGAGGUGGAAGAAGUUGCCUCAUGGCUCCAAGAAGAACUGGAACCAUGUGGUGGAUGCCAGAGCUGGGCCAGGCUUCAAGGUGACAAAACCAAAGAAGAUCAAGAACAGUGAUGGCAAGAAGAAAAGCAAGCUUAAGAAGCUUCACAAGUUAAAGAGACAAAACUCUGAUGCCCACAGCACAACCUCCAGUGCGUCUCCUGCGCAGUCACCCAGUUACAGCAACCAGUCAGAUGACGGCUCGGACAUUGAGUCCAAACAAAGGCGCUCAAAUCCCUCCAUCUUCUCUUUCCUGGACCGUUCAUACUGGAAAAGGCAAAAAGUGUGCUGUGGCAUUGUCUACAAGGGGCGCUUUGGAGAGGUGAUUAUUGACCCUCGACUCUUCAAGCCCUGCUGCAGUUCCAAAAAACAGAAGACUCUGACGUCCUCACAAGUGGCCGGACACCUUCCAGAGACGCUUCCUCCGCAGCUCCCGGCAGACGUGAAAGAAAACUGGUGAUUGCUUUUAUUGACCCAUUGACUCCCCCUGUAGGGUUAUCCAUGGCAUCCGCCUGGAAUUGUCUCCAGUGGCAGACCUCCCCUUACCACUCCUCCAGUUAAAUCUAUUAGUUAGAUGUUUCAUUUCCAUGUAAUGUUCUUUUUUUUAUAUAUGGGUAUUUUUUAAAAUUUUUGUAUAGAGUAAAUUUUCUCUCUCCCUCUCUCUUUCUUUUUUUUAAAAAAUAGAAAAACAAAGAAAAAACGUACGGGCAUUAGUGUUAUUUAUAGGAUGAGAAAGAAAAUUUUGUUGAGGCUCCGUUUCUGAUUCUGAUUUAUUUUUGGUUAUUUUGUACUGAGUGAUCAACAUUGUGUAAAUAAUUUGUCACCUUUUUGUACUUAUCAGGACUGUUCUAUUUUUUUAUUUUCACAAUUUGUUCAUUUGUAAUUGUGUUUAUGAAAAACACCAGCUAUUCUAAUGCCAGCUUUUUGUGUGUGUUGGAGUGGCUCUUCAACAUGUUGCUGCGAUGUUUUGUCUCAUCUCUUUGCUCCAUAUGUGCAAGUAUGAGAGUCUGUAGGAUUUUUAAUGCACAAAUGGCUGUUGGCUACACCAGGGAUCAUUAAUACAACUGUUCUCUAUGAAUUUAAUGAGCUUUUAAUAUGUGCGUGUGUGUGUGUGUAUAGAUGAGAAUGAAUAAUCUCUGAUAUUUUUCACAGCUUAAGCAUGCCACAGGUUUGAAAUGCUCCAUGCAUGCAGUACAUUCCUCUGCCUUCUGCAAUGAACACGUGAUAGAAGUGAUUUUUUUAUUUAUUUCUUUUGUACAGCCACCAAUGAAUUGACAAUGCAUGUUGUAAAGCAAGUGUUUUUAAAAUGGGUUUUGUAAAUACACAUCGUUUUGGCUCUGGAUACAUCUGAACCUUUUUAAAUUACAAAAUGGCAAACCACUA
Scatophagus argus is the source of this 1757-nucleotide messenger RNA. RefSeq names its product SIN3-HDAC complex associated factor, like (gene sinhcafl). Bases 157 to 834 code for a protein of 225 amino acids. Gene Ontology annotation, biological process: negative regulation of cell migration. The transcript is spliced from 6 exons. The record is from RefSeq and is a predicted model, not a curated record. Lineage: Eukaryota; Metazoa; Chordata; Actinopteri; Scatophagidae.